UGAUACAAUGCAGUUCAAUCUCGUGGAGUCUUCCAGCCAUGGCGCUUCAAGACGUGUUCGAGGAUUUCAAGAAAAGCAAGGCUGUGCUGAAAAAAGUACACCAUGACACGGUUAAAUACUUCGAUGAAAUCGUUCGAAAGCUUUCCGAUAAAGGUACUGCAGAAAUUGUAGAAGAACUUCGCUACUCAACCUCACCCGUGCAAGCUUCUCCAGACGAAGUUCGAGUAAUGGCUCAAACAGUGGCAAUGGCGGAUGUUCAUCUAGAGUUCGAUUACGCCCUUGCUGAGCUGCUUUACACAGCUAAGGAGAAGAAGGAAGUUACCGAUUUGUUUGAUCAGGAGCCGGCACUCAUUUUUGUCGGGCAAACCAACUGCGGGAAAAGCUCCAUAAUCAACGAGCUCCUAGGUUGUAAAGCGCUUCCUACAUCAGACCAACCGAGCACCGCGAGAAUUGUUCGCGUUUGCCACGCUGAGGAGCCUUAUUGUCGCCUGGUUGACACACAUGGUAAAACCUUAGAAGAGAUAAAGAUGAUAGGCAAGGAUGGAAACAGAAUCCCUCGAAAGAAGAUCGAGCUCAAACCUAAGGAUCGUGAUGACCCCAGUAAAGUGGGGGCGAUCGUGGAGACCGGUUUAAAUAUCGAGUUCUUGAAAUGUGGUGUAACCAUAAUUGACUCCCCUGGAAGAAAUGAAAAUAAAGCGCUGGACAACUUGGUAAAGGAGCAGCUGGAAAAUCCUCUGGCGUUUGUUAUAUACGUGGUGGAUGGACAUGAUCUUUUCACAAAGCAGGUAAGGUUUUUUGUUUUCAACACGAUCGAUUCCUCGAUUGGUUACAAUUUGUAUUUCCGGGUUGUAUCAAGAUCGAAACUAUACAAGUGCCAUGUUUUGUGAUUCACUUGGACUGUGUCUUUGAAGUAUUGAGUCAUGAAUCAGUAAUUCGAUCAGAGUAGUUUUUAAAUACGAAGCUGAUUAAAGCAAAAGUUUGCUCCCAUCGAAAUUAAACAGUCGUGAUCGUGAAACGACAACGACGUAACUACUACAACAUCAGCAUAGCUUUUACUCUGGUUUGCCUGCUGUUGCAUUUAUUACGAAAUGAUUAUUCUACUCAAGAUAAAAAGUUUCUAAAAUAAAUUUAUUCUUUGCCAACAGAAGUACAUAACCCUUUCCCUCCCAAAGAUUCUCCACUGUUAAGUUUUUCGCUUGUAAGCAUCAUUCUACAAUGUGAAAUCUUACUUCCAGGCCAUUUGUUCGCAAAGGUGAACACUUUACCUUUAAACUCCUCCAUAUUGAAAAUUAAAACGCGUAUAUUCCGCUGAUUCAAAUUUCCCACCCCACCCAAGAAGGGUUCAAAUUCUCCACUCUGCGGGCAUGGACGACAGUGAUUGCCUCGGGUUGCCAAAUCCAAUUGCUGCUAUCUGAUUGGCCACGCUAUUCCCCUUACAUCAUGAGUAAAGUGAGUGUCUUACUAAUAAUAUUGUGGGGUUGUACUUGUUUUGUUAUUAAGUUUUGAAUAAUUAGCAGAUUUAUAAUAAAACAAGUAGGUUAUUCGCUCUCCAUUUCUAUGCGUGAAAGAGAUCUUAUAGUUAAUAAUGAUUUUUCUUUACACAGUCUUAUCAUCAAUUAUUACCAAUUAUUAUUUGUUUCCUUGCCAGGAUAGAGAGGUCCUAAAUGAAAUGACAUCCUCAGGGACCGAUUUAUCAAUAUUUUUCGUUGUCAGCAAACUGGAACCGGAAGAUCGUACCGAAUCAUCAGAUGAGGACGAUGAACCAAGAGGUCAUGCAGCACCAGUGAAGGCGCGGAAAAAGCGAGAGCUCGAAGUACAGAACAGAAAGAAGACACGGGUGUACGAGCGGCUUGUCAAAAACGGCCAUUUUCCUUCUCAACUGCCCAUGAAUCAAAACGAGCGAUUCCAUGGGCUGUCAGCUUGGCGCAUCCAGCAGUACCACGCUUUGAAGAAGAGAAAUCCCGAAGCUUCUUCCGAAGAGUUUACAGAUUACACUCAAGCCUUUGAGAGAUUUCAAAACAGCCUGAAAGAGUUCGCUGAAGAAUCUCUACGUGCAAGGGUAGCGUGUGUGUGCAGAACCCUCGUGCGUGUUCUAUCCAGAUGCUUGGAUUUCUUCAUUCAGAAAGCCAAUGUUUUGAAAAGGGGAAAGAAGCAAAUAUUGAAGACGUUGGAAACACUUUUGCGCGAGGAACAGCAAGUUCACGACAACAUAAUCCGCGACCUUGAGGACGAAAAGCGGGCCAUGGAGAUACAAGAACUCCUCAGUGAUGCCAUAAAUGGAGCCAGAGAAGACAUCCUAAAGGAAGCAGGAGAUUUUGAAUACGUUUUGACCGAAUUUACCAUUCCGUCAGAUGGCCAUGUAAAAGAGAAAGAAGCUGUGGCUCACUGUCAGGACCAGAUUCAGGGGAUGGUGGUCAAAAAACUCCAAGGAGAGAUCAAGCAAAAGUUAACGAUGAUGUUCCGCUCCAGAGAUCUGUUCCUUGUUCACCUCAAAGACGGCAUGGAGCAAAUUCAAGGAGAAAUUGCCAGAGACAACGACAUUCCAUCGGCAGCACUCGCUCUUGGCAAAAGCCUUCUUUCUUCUUACGAAGCUCAAAUCACGUUUUCACAACGCAACGGAGCAGCUUUACGUUUCAUAAAGAAAUUAAGCGGGUGGUUCUACAAGGCAAUUCGUAAUCCGAUCAAAACAAUUAUCAAGACCAUCAGUGGAGAGGUUCAAGUUGGCUCGAAGAAAUGGAAGACAGAUGUUGCUUCAAAUGCCCUUGUGAAAGUAAAUCCAUCUGACAUGGCUCAGAAAAUCGUCACAAGUUUGAAAGAGCUUUUUCGUGACUGCCAUGAAGAGUUUACCGGUGAAAUAAGAAAAGUCCAUGACCUGUUCGAUCGCGGAGAGACCAUCAAGGACAUGCAAAGGGAAACUCUUCUUGGCUUUGCUCCCAAUCUUGCACUUCUUGAGAUGCUGGCAUAUGGUGUCAUGGACAGGUUCAAGUUUGGACUUCCAGCCAAGGGAGAGCUCAUUGGGACUGGGGCACAGGGCAAUGUCUUCGCCUGUGACAACAUUAAAACUCCAGAAGGGAGGCCCUGUGUUGUUAAGGUGGUAGGUGUCGCUUCAGAGGAGGUGCUCAAGGACUUGACCCUGGAACUUCAUAAUACCAGGUAAUGUGCAAUAUCAAAAUGGUAAGGUAAAGAAACGUUUUGAAAUAGAUCCGAAACAACGCGCGGUCUCAUUGGUCGAUGGGCUUGUUUGGAGUUAUCGAUACAGAUUCGCCCGUAUUUUGGGAAAUCAUUUCUUAGGGGCAAAUAUAGGAUUCUUUUUUUCCAUGUUCACAGGGGUUUAUCCGAACACUCGGAGGAUUAAGGAAAUUCUUGAAAGCUAUACAAGCCCUGGUCUUUUCGUAUUCCAACUAUUUACUGAAAUGAACUUCUCCGUUUAAGAACCCUACACCAUCCGAACAUUCUACCCGUUAUAUGCACCGUAGUGGAGUCCAACCCAAAUUGUGGCCUUUCUGUGCAGCUUGUCUCGGAGCGAAUGAGAUGCGAUCUUCAUGAUGGUUUAGUGGGUAUACCCUCCUUGAGAAAGAGGCUUGAGAUAGCUCUCGACGUUGCCAAAGCCUUGCAGUAUCUUCACGGAGAGGAGCUGAUCCAUCGCGAUGUUAAAAUGCAGAACGUCUUGGUGAGUACCGUCACGCUACCUGUUAUCGUUGAUUGUGAAAUAAAUGGGGCUGUGGUGGGUGUUAGCUAUGUAAGGCUGUGCUUAUGAAGAGUUCCAUAAGAGGAGCUGAUUAUUGAACCAAAAGGGGACUUAGAAAUAAUAAUAAUAAUAAUAAUAAUAAUAAUAGUAAUGAUAAUAUUAAUAAUUAAUAAUAAUUCUGAAUUUUUACAAUAUAUAGCUAGUACAUUACAUUUUUGGACAAGCAAAUUCAAAUUUUUCCUUUUUUCUCCUUUUAGUUGGACGAGAAAAACAACGCAAAGUUAACUGAUCUGGGUCUCUGUAAAUCCGAGGGUCUCAUCUGUAACUCGCUGGUUGGUACUCCUAUCAACAUGGCGCCCGAAAUGAUGAAACAACAGUACGACAAAUCCAUUGAUGUUUACGCGUUCGGCAUGUUGCUCUGGCGAGUGUGCGAAGGUCAGGGCAACCAACCACAGAAUAUAAACCGCCACUUUCUACCUCUGGUUAUGCUCAUGAUGAAUGCCGUUGACAACAAGACACCAGAGAGGUUGGACGUGUUUCCAGAACAAUGCUGGCAACUCAUGGUAAGGUGCUGGAAUCAGGAUCCCGAAGCAAGGCCAUCAUUCGACAGUGUGGUUAGGGAUUUGGAAACGUUCCUAGCGGAGAUGCCGGAUCAGUAG
Messenger RNA from Pocillopora meandrina, 4347 nucleotides. The record is from the annotation of a GenBank genome assembly. NCBI's taxonomy places the organism in Eukaryota, Metazoa, Cnidaria, Anthozoa, Scleractinia, Pocilloporidae.